UCUUUAAAUAGAAUUUGUUAUCUGAAGAAAUGGAUACUUCUCCAUCCAAAACAUAUCCUGUUAAAAAACGGGUGAAAAUACAUCCCAACACAGUCAUGGUAAAAUAUACCUCUCAUUAUCCCCAACCUGGGGACAACGGGUAUGAAGAAAUCAAUGAAAACUAUGGCAAAUUUAUGGAAGAAAAUCCAAAGAAAAGCCUGCUGAGUGAAAUGAAGAGGAAAGGAAGAACUUUGUUUGGAACCAUGGACACGCAGCCUCCUCUAACAGAAGAUUUAAGAGCGAGUGGGAUGGCACAAUUCCAGAGCUUUGCAGAAAAAAACAUUUUUCAGUCCCGAAAAAUGUGGAUAGUGCUGUUUGGAUCUGCCUUGGCUCAUGGAUGUGUGGCUCUUAUCACUAGGCUUGUUUCUGAUCGUUCUAAAGUUCCAUCUUUAGAACUGAUCUUUAUCCGUUCUGUCUUGCAGGUCUUAUCGGUGUUAGUUGUAUGUUAUUACCAGGAAGCUCCUUUUGGGCCCAGUGGAUACAGAUUACGGCUUUUCUUUUAUGGUGUAUGCAAUGUUAUUUCUAUCACCUGUGCGUAUACCUCCUUUUCAAUAGUUCCUCCCAGCAAUGGGACUACGAUGUGGAGAGCCACAACCACAGUUUUCAGUGCCAUUUUAGCAUUUUUACUUGUAGAUGAGAAAAUGGCUUAUGUUGACAUGGCUACGGUAGUUUGCAGUAUCUUAGGUGUAUGUCUUGUCAUGAUUCCCAAUAUUGUUGAUGAAGACAAUUCAUUGAUAAAUGCCUGGAAAGAAGCCUUUGGGUACACUAUGACUGUGAUGGCCGGACUGACCACUGCUCUUUCUAUGAUAGUGUACAGAUCCAUCAAGGAGAAGAUCAGCAUGUGGACUGCACUGUUUACCUUUGGUUGGACUGGAACAAUCUGGGGAGUUUCUACUAUGUUUGUCCUUCAAGAACCUAUCAUUCCUUUAGAUGGAGAAACAUGGAGCUAUCUCAUUGCUAUAUGCAUUUGUUCUACUGCAGCAUUUUUAGGAGUUUAUUAUGCCUUAGACAAAUUCCACCCAGCUUUGGUCAGCACAGUACAGCAUCUGGAGAUUGUGGUAGCUAUGGUUUUACAGCUUUUAGUGUUACACAUAUUUCCUAGUGUUUAUGAUGUUUUUGGAGGUGUGAUCAUUAUGAUUAGUGUAUUUGUCCUUGCUGGCUAUAAACUGUACUGGAGGAAUGUAAGGAGGGAAGAUUAUCAGGAAAUACUGGACUCUCCCAUUAAAUGAAUACCUGGUUAUUAUUAUCUUCUCAAUGUCUAGUUAUUAACAUGGUCAUUGCCAUUUUAAUAUUUACUUGUAGUGUCUUUGUGUUACAUAAUUUAUAGAGUCUACAUAGUACAAAUAAUUAUACAGA
Messenger RNA from Phodopus roborovskii (desert hamster), 1395 nucleotides. RefSeq names its product solute carrier family 35 member G2 (gene Slc35g2). The record is from RefSeq and is a predicted model, not a curated record. The coding region runs from base 30 to 1268 and encodes 412 amino acids. NCBI's taxonomy places the organism in Eukaryota, Metazoa, Chordata, Mammalia, Rodentia, Cricetidae. The transcript has a single exon. Gene Ontology annotation, cellular component: plasma membrane.